This is a messenger RNA of Paramormyrops kingsleyae, 5168 nucleotides long. RefSeq names its product PITPNM family member 3 (gene pitpnm3). The record is from RefSeq and is a predicted model, not a curated record. Lineage: Eukaryota; Metazoa; Chordata; Actinopteri; Osteoglossiformes; Mormyridae. Gene Ontology annotation, cellular component: cytoplasm. Gene Ontology annotation, molecular function: phosphatidylinositol transfer activity; phosphatidylcholine intramembrane carrier activity; phosphatidylinositol binding. Gene Ontology annotation, biological process: phospholipid transport.
CUGCCUCAAUAAAAAGUGUGUGUGUGUUUAUUAUUAAUACAAUACAGUAGAAAGGGGGCAGGUCUGAAGUCUUACGGACCGCAAAGACACAAAUGCGUAAAGUGUGUUCGUAGCUCCAGGCGAGCAGUGGCUCCGCUGCCUUCGUAUCCCCGACCGUUAGAGCUGCGUAGCUCCUUCAAGGGGGAGACCCUCUGCCGCGGUGCUCCUUAGCGGCUCCAGCGCUGCGGUACGGCGGGCUCCGAGGCGCGGGUCCGAGGAGGUGGAGAGGGCGCCUCCGCGGGCAGGACCGCAUGCGAAACACGCAGCAGGAGACGCGUCUCCUAACCUUACUGUCGGCAAAGGGAAGAAGGGCGAGACGGCAUGGCGAAAGAAACGAAAGUCUCUGCCCGUAAACUCAGCGCCUCUCACUGGCGGAUGCAGAAAAUUGUGCAGGAGUCCAUGGACAGCUCUGAUGAUGAAUUUUUUGAUGCUAGAGAUGUCCCAGAGGGAAAGAGCGCCAUCCUCCUCGGAAUGAGCCAGUGGAAUUCCAACGACCUGGUGGAGCAGAUCGAAAGCCUGGGCCACAUGGACCCGAGCCAAGAUGCCCUGUACCGUCUGGGCCGGCCCCGCUGUGCCCCCCAGGGCAGCAUCGACGGUCUGGAGGAUCUGGAGAAGAAAUGCAAGACUCACGUGCUGCUGCUGGUGAUCCACGGUGGGAACAUCCUGGACACGGCGGGCAGCAGCCUGGGCUCCAAGGCGGGCGACACGGGCACGCUGGCCGGCGUGCUGGAGAGGGUGGCCAGGGCCCACUUCCAGGCGGCCGCGGACCACGUGACUGUCAGGCUGGUGGCGGGGCCAGCCGCCUGCGCCGAGGCCUUCUCCCUGGUCUCACACCUGAACCCAUACAGCUACGAUGAGAGCUGUGUCUCCAGCAGUGUGGACCACCUCCCCCUGGCUGCGCUGCCCCUACUGGCCAUCGCCUCGCCCCGCUACCAGGAUGCCGUGGCCACCAUCAUCGCCCGUGCCAACCAGAUCUACCAGGCCUUCCUGCAGUCAGAGGAAGGGCAGGGCUUCUCUGGCCAGGUGUGUCUGAUGGCCGACUGUGUUGGGGGGGUCCUGUGCUUCGACGCUCUCUGCUUCAGCAGCCAGCGACACGGCAGUCCCAGUGACGUCAGCAGGAACAACAGCAUGGAGAGCCUGAAGGAUGAGCCCCCUGCACGUGGAGAGCCCAGCUGUAGCCUGAGCGCCAGCAAGCGUCUCAGCAAGAGCAACAUCGACAUCUCGGCCCCCGGCAGCAGAGCCCCCCCCAAGAAACCACUGACCCGCAAGCAGAGUGACUCGUACAACAGAGGCGACUCCAGCACCUUCUUCAGCAGUCUCGUGCAGGAGGAUGCCCCUCCACGCCCAGGCAGUAACAGCAGUCUCCUGAGCCCGGGCCACUUUGACUUCCCCGUCUCUGACUGCUUCCUGCUGGGCUGCCCGCUGGGCCUGGUGCUGGCUAUGCGCCGCACUGUGCUGCCCGCUAUCCAAGUGACCCAGCUCCGGCCCGCCUGCUCACAGAUCUACAACCUCUUCUACCCCUCGGACCCCUCUGCCUCCCGCUUGGAGCCCCUGCUCAGCCCCCGCUUUCACCGGCUGCCCCCCUUUGCCGUGCCCCGUUACCAGCGUUACCCACUGGGGGACGGACGCUGCACACUGAUAGCCGACACCAUCCACAGCCAUCCAGAGAUGUUCUCGGAGGACGGGCCAGGCCCCGGGGGAGAGGAUUCGGGUGGGGGUCCCCGGCGAGGCAGCUUGACGAGUGUUGGCAGCGAAGCCUCGGCCUGCUCUAGCGACCGACUGAACAGCACCAUCGCUAACAUUUCUAGCACCUGGUGGGGGACCAAGCGCUUGGACUAUGCCCUCUACUGCCCAGAUGUCCUUACAUCCUUCCCCACGGUGGCCCUUCCCCACCUCUUCCACGCUUCUUACUGGGAAUCUACGGACGUGGUUGCGUUCGUGCUUCGCCAGGUGAUGCGCUGUGAUUGCCUGAAAGCCCAGGAGGCCGACUGCUUCGACUCUGCCCCCUUCUCCCCCUCUAGCCCCCGUGAGAAGUGGCUGCGCAGGAGGACUCACGUCAAGCUGCGGAACGUCACCUCCAACCAUAGGGUGAAUGAUGUCAUCGCGACCGAGGACGGCCCUCAGAUCCUGGUUGGCCGUUUCAUGUACGGUCCCCUGGACAUGGUGACCCUGACGGGAGAGAAGGUGGACGUGCUCCUGAUGACCCAGCCCCAGUCAGGACGCUGGGUACAGUUCGACACAGAGGUGACCAGUAGUAGCGGCAGGGUUACCUACACAAUCCCCAAGGAGAAGAAGCUGGGCGUGGGCGUCUACCCCAUCAGGAUGGUGGUCAAGGGUGACCAGACGUGUGCCGAAGCCUUCCUGACGGUGCUCCCGCGUGGAAUGGAAUGCGUGGUCUUCAGCAUCGAUGGCUCUUUCGCAGCCAGCGUCUCAAUCAUGGGCAGUGACCCCAAAGUGCGGCCCGGAGCCGUGGACGUCGUCAGGUGUGUGUUCCUCAGUCUGUGUGGUCAUUACCCCAAAGUGCGGCCCGGAGCCGUGGACGUCGUCAGGCACUGGCAGGACCUGGGCUACCUGAUCCUCUACAUCACGGGCCGACCGGACAUGCAGAAACAGAGGGUGGUCUCCUGGCUGUCCCAGCACAACUUCCCUCAGGGGGCUGUCUUCUUCUCCGAAGGGCUGGUGCACGACCCGCUGCGGCAGAAAGCCCUCUUCCUCAGGAACCUGAUGCAGGAGUGUCACAUUAAAAUCAGUGCCGCUUACGGCUCCAUGAAGGACAUCUCCGUGUACAGCAUGCUGGGUCUCAGUCCGUCUCAGAUAUACAUCGUUGGCCGCCCUUCCAAGAAGUGCCAGAACCAGUGCCAGUUCCUGAGUGAGGGCUAUGCAGCCCACCUGUCCAUGCUGCAGUUUGGGCACCGGACGCGACCCAAAAAGAGCUCGUCGGUCCGCAUGGUUCUGCGCAAAGGCUCCUUUGGUCUGUCUGCCAAGCCCGAGUUCCUGUGCAAGCGCACGCACCUGCGGCGCACCAUGUCGGUGCAGCAGCCAGACCCCCCCUGCAGCGCCAACCCCAAGCCUGAGCGGGCACAGAGUCAGCCCGAGUCCGACAAGGACCUUGGAGGGGGCAGCGGCGGGGGGGUGUCGCUCAGCGUCUGGGGCCGGGGCUCCUUGCACCGUGAAGACACGACACCCUGAGACGGGGGCCAGGGGAUGCAGAGAAAGACGCCAGCAGUACCCCGCCCAGGGCCGAGCUCCCAAAGAUGAAUUAUGAACCCUCCCGAAAUGUCACCCCAUUUUCCAAGAGACAUGCCGGCUCACCACGCAGUCAGCCUGGGGGGUGGGGGGGGGCUCGGUCCGGCCUGGCAAUCCUGGAAUGUAAGCUGCUUAACACGUCUCCCUUAAUACUGAUUCGGAAGCUUGCUGGCACGUGGAAAAGCACAGGAACAAGAGACGCGACGGAUACCUCCGGGCCGAGAGGAGAAUCGGGCUGGGAUGCGCCGCCGAAUCGCGAGAUUAUUAGCCCAUAAAUGAAUCCAGAAACUCAGCCAAUACAUCCCUGGGAGAUUUGGUGAUUCCAGGUCCAUCCGAUGGCAUUCAAUGAAAUUAAUCCAGUAUAGGGUUUUUUUUUUUUAUUCAUUGGAAUUUCUGAUUAAAAAAAACAAAAAAAAAAAAACAAGGCUGCUGGCGUGAGCUGGGAGAUUCACUGGGAGGUUGGGAGGUUUUUGGGCAGCUGGAGACCUGAGAUUCCCAGGUCCAGCUGGUCUGCUUGUGCAGUGAAUUGUCCUGCAGAAAGGGGGCGCCACUGACUCCUGCAAUAAUAUUCUGAUAUUCCAGUUGUAUGUGUAUGUACAGAUAUGUAUACAGGUGUGUUAAUCUCUGAGCCAGCAUCCCCAGCACUGUUACAGACCCUGGGUCCUCGUAACCUGUUACUGUACUGCACCAGCCCAAUGUUGGUUAAACCCUCCUGGUGGACGGGGGAGGCUGACCUGCAUUUGGCCCCCUUCACCCCUGUUUUUUAACCACUUGGUGCCAUGUUAGGGGAGGGGGGGGGAGUUCACUCGCAUUUCUUCUUCAGGGCUCUCUCGGGAUGGGGGGGUAUCAUAGUCAGGUGACCCACGAUUAUGCUCAUUUGCUGAAACAAAACGGUACUCUUUGCCAAGUCGCUUUGGGGGGGCUUUUUUUGUAGUGUUGGACUGUGUUUUCUGUGACGUCAUUACAAAUAUUCAACAGGGGCGGCGCUAACGGGGAGAUGUUUGGUGAUUGUGCUGGACUGAGAACACCAGUUAUUGUAGGACAACUGCAACACACCACUUGUCCUCAUGGAAGGAUAAUUAAGAGAGAGAUAAUGACAGUUUUAGGAAUCUUCUUGUUAAGGUCAUAUCGAUACUAGCAGUAGAGGGGAACACUUUGGAAACUGUAGAGCAGGGCUAUUCAACUCACGGUCCUCGAAGUCCGAGCCCUGCUGAUUUCCAGCCUUCCUUCACCUGUGAGCCAGGUGUGAAGCCUCUGACCAAUCAGAAUCAGUCAUUAUUAAACUAACUACCUGGGAGAACUGAAAACAAGGCCUGGAUUUGGAAUCGAUGGCGCGAAUUGAAUAGCCCUGCUCUAGAGGUACCUCCAGUCUGCCUAUCCAGUGGGUGGUUCCUGUCAUGUCAUGUGAUCCAGUGGCCAGCCAAUAGGAAGGCCCCUGUUGUGCUUACACUUAUUUUUAUAUGAGGAAUAAUUUUUGUGUAUAGUAUUUGGAAAUAUUUUAAAGAAGUGUUUUUGAAUUGUGUUGUUUAAAUGGAAUCUUGUUAGAGUGUUAUUUUUGGCCUUAAUUUGUAUUUUGACGACCUGGAAAGAGGAAUGUUGUAUAACCCUUAAUGCUUGACCAAAGUAUGAUAGUUUUACAUCUAUGGCAAAGUGAACCGUAUCCUACUAUAUGUAAUGUUUUCCUCUGUAUUUUCUGUAGGCACAUAUAAAGUACACGUGGACUAUUUUAGAACAUCAAGCUAAAGUGUGCUUGUGUGUGUGAGAUCAUGGAAAUUGCUCUAAGCUGGAUGACCGUGGAAACCUGAAAGCCCUCCAUACUGGUGAGGGUGAUCAAUGUGGAAUAAGAAACACUAAUAUUAAUUAAAGUUCACUCUGACAAUGGA